This is a messenger RNA of Macrosteles quadrilineatus (aster leafhopper), 7040 nucleotides long. Its product is annotated as mitogen-activated protein kinase kinase kinase 11-like. Lineage: Eukaryota; Metazoa; Arthropoda; Insecta; Hemiptera; Cicadellidae. Bases 339 to 3458 code for a protein of 1039 amino acids. Gene Ontology annotation, molecular function: ATP binding; protein binding; JUN kinase kinase kinase activity. The record is from RefSeq and is a predicted model, not a curated record. The transcript has 14 exons. Gene Ontology annotation, biological process: protein phosphorylation.
GUCAAAAUGGCGGACGGUAUCUUCAGGUUAGCAUAAGUUCUCUCAUUUCGUUAAACUAAAGUGAUCCAAAGUGAAACUUUUGUUUGUGUAGUGAAUCCUGUUUCGUGAAUUAAUAGUCUCCAUUAAGUGAAAUAGUGUUUUGUGUUGUUUGAGGCAAUGAAAAGUGGCCCAGUUCCUUAUUUCAUUGUUUUGAUGCCGCAAGAGAACCAACAAGACAAGUGUCAUAACACUGACCACCUGUCACUUAUUUUUGCUUGCUCAGCGUUAAUCAAAUACAAUAGCACAUUUUCAGAUAAAAUUGUAUUAGUAGGAUCUAGAAUCCAUUCCAAAAUAAACGAAUGCCUCCGUUAUUAACGUCCAUGGAACACGCCAAGACUGUUUAUGUGAACACCAAUGGCCGAGAUGUCUACCAUAGUCGUACUUCCCCCCAAAACACAAUUAGUACAUAUCAGCAAUCUAGCAAUAACAUUAAGCAAAUUAGUAGUCCUCACCUUGUGCGUAGGAGUGAAAGUGCAAGUAGGAAAGUAACUUUAUCACUUUGGACAGCACUCUAUGAUUAUGAUGCACAAGGAGAGGAUGAACUUAGCCUCAGAAGAGGAGACAUCGUUGAAGUCCUUUCUCAAGAUUCCAAUAUAUCCGGCGAUGAAGGGUGGUGGACCGGAAAGGUUGGGGAGAAGGUGGGCAUAUUUCCUUCAAAUUUUGUCACAGAGCAGAAUAUCAUCGACCAUGUUUCCAACGUGAUAAGUGAUAUCCAGCCAAUCGAAAUUGACUUUAGUGAAUUAGUUCUUGAAGAAGUAAUUGGUGUAGGUGGUUUCGGUAAGGUUUAUCGCGGUUAUUGGAAUAAUCUAGAGGUUGCUGUGAAAGCAGCUCGACAAGAUCCGGAUGAAGACAUUUCUGUGACGCUAGAAAAUGUUAGGAAAGAAGCAAAACUUUUUUGGUUACUUAAGCAUGAAAAUAUUGUUUCUCUGGAGGGAGUAUGUUUACAAAUGCCAAACAUGUGCCUAGUGAUGGAAUAUGCUCGUGGUGGAUCUCUGAAUAGAGUGUUAGCCGGACGUAAAAUUAGACCAGAUGUGCUUGUGGACUGGGCCAUCCAAAUUGCCAGAGGAAUGAACUACCUCCACAAUCAGGCACCAAUUUCUCUAAUUCAUCGUGAUUUGAAGUCUUCUAAUGUGCUUCUCAAAGAACCGAUCGAAAACGACGACCUUCAGUUUAAAACACUGAAGAUCACCGACUUUGGCCUCGCCAGAGAAGUGUACAAGACCACACGGAUGUCAGCUGCCGGGACAUACGCUUGGAUGGCGCCAGAAGUCAUCAAAACUUCCAUAUUCUCUAAAGCUAGCGAUGUUUGGAGCUACGGAGUCCUGUUAUGGGAGUUGUUGACGGGAGAGACGCCAUACAAGGGUAUAGACGCUCUGGCCAUAGCUUAUGGGGUGGCUGUCAACAAACUGACUCUGCCGAUACCCAGCACUUGUCCUGAGCAGUGGCGACAACUGAUGGAGGAUUGUUGGGAAUCAGACCCUCACCUCAGACCAGGGUUUGAGGAGAUCCUACUGUCGUUGGACGCCAUCGUCCACUCGGCCUUCACACAAACUCCUCACGAGAGCUUCCACACGAUGCAGGACGGUUGGCGCAUCGAGAUAGAGGAGGUCCUCAACGGGCUACGCAUGAAAGAGAAGGAAUUGCGAUGCAGAGAAGAGGAGUUGACGAGGGCUCAGUUGGAACAGAAGAUGGUUGAGCAGAAGUUACAACAGCGAGAGGCGGAGUUGGCUCGACGAGAGAUCGAUCUGCUACAGAGAGAACUACACAUCAUCAUCACACAACAGACACCUACGCCCAAGAAGAGAAGAGGGAAACUGAAACAACCCAAGCCGCAGAUCAGCUUCCCUAGUGAUUUCAGACACACCAUCACUGUGCAGCACACACCCAAGUCACACCCGAGUCCCAACUCACCACCCGGUUCACCCAGCAUCUCUCGGCUGAGGGCUAUAGCUCUGCCGGCUGACGGAGUGAAAGGCAAGACGUGGGGUCCUAGCACGUGUCACCAGCGGGAGAGGGGCCAGAUAAUGACCAGACCCAAGCGCUGGAGCAAAAGUGCGCCUAACUUGGAGAAGCCUUCACGCCCCCGUGCUCUGUUAGAUUACAUGGGAGGCCCCAGUGAAGGUGAAUGGGGCUACGACAGUAGUUCACUGGCGUCACUGAUCAACGGCCUGGCGGACGUGAGGAAUAAAGGUCCAAAACUGUCAGUCGUGGAGAUGGUUCUGUACAACAUGGCUGCCAUGUUGGCUAGCUUUGCUGCGGGGUAUGAUGUCAGACUCGUGAAUACCUUCCCUAUACACCCUCGCCUUCAACCUGACAGGUUAGAGGAGGAGGCGGAGGAGCGCAGAUGGUGGCUGGACUCCAGUGGAAGUCGUAACUCUCACCUCAACCCUGACUAUGAGUUCUCUAGUAGUUCUGGUUACCCCCACAACACGUACCACGGGCCAGCCAAGCACUAUCGUCCUCUGCUCAACAACCUUGCCCUGGCGGAGCCUGUAGGUUGGCCGAGUGAUUCACCACAACACUCGCAACACUACACGCCAUCCCCUCUCAAACAGCUCACCCCUGCACCAGCACCGUCGCCUCGCCGCAAGAGCUCCAGUACUAGUAUUGAACCUGCGGAGCAGGUGUCAUACCCCCCUCCUCCUGCUCCCAGUGGAGGUAUGCUGGAGCUGAGGGUGGGGCCGGACUACUACAAUGUCCGAGACUAUUACAACCCUCCCAGCGAGUACAGCACUCCCUACGCUGACAGGCUCUACCCAGAGUUCAGCGUGGCCAGUGUAACAUCGGUUGGUGACUACGGGCCGUACGCUUACGACAACCCUAGCAGUUCUGUAAGCAGCAGUACGACUGCCAGUGCUAGUGGGAGAGCCAGACAUACAGCUCAGUACACACACAGACGCACACCUAGCAAUGUCAGCAACACAUCUAGUUGCGGAGGCACCAACCCGACCUUCAGUCUGGAGGGAGAGGCUCCUGGGGAAUACCAGCAGUAUUACACGGCCUACGGUUGGUCGAGAACCCCAGCAGUCAAGUCGAGUUCCCGCCAGAACUCUAUAGACUCCACAAGUUCCGAGCGUCCCAUGACAUUGGAAGUCGGAGGGUCUAGACUGCGCUCUAGUCUCAAGAGAUACAACUACUCUCGCAACAACACUGGCGGUUCAUCCUCCUCUGGACCAGGUACUCCGACCAACCCUACACCCCCGGAUAGCUUGACUAGUGAGGACUCCAGCUAUGUGUCUGCUAAGGAGUCAUCAUCCAACUCCGUCUCUCGUGUGAGGUUCUCACCCAUCACUGCUACGAACCUGCUGGACUUGCCCAACCCCGCAGACGUCCCUGCAGGGCUGGUACCCCUGCCUCGCCCUCGGGGACCCUCACGACGACCCUCCGUGUCGGAACUGGAGAGAGACUUUCUAUCAUAGCAUCACAACUGGCGUUAGGUCUGCUGUGCACUUGGAAACUGACAAAAUCUUGGGUUAUUAUAGACAUUUUGGAAGACUUUACUUUUACUGGGAAGAUUUAGAUUUGGAAUCACAUGGAUUUUAGUUUUUGGAAAAAAUGCACCAGCUGAAGAAUACUAAAGGGAGGAUGGAAUGGAUACACAACUUAUUCAACCGAGAAAAGAAUUCCAGGCAGUUAACAGCAUACAAAAAGUCCAUAACACAUUGACAUUUCACCCCUAAAAGGGGCUUCUUCAGAAUAAAGCAUAGAAAUAUUCUACUACUCAUUGCUGUUAACUCCCUGGAACACAUUUAUUGGGUAAGUUAGCAGUGCGUCCAUAAAUUCUUCUGUUAUGUUUUAAGUUUUGUUGGAAUUAUUUCGAAAAGGGAUAGUUUUCCUAGAUUGCCUGAGAAAAUUGAAGUUCAGUGAUAAUAUAUUCAACAUUCUUUUAAUAGAUAUAGAAAAGGUUAGACAUUUAACACUGAUAUUUUAUCCUGAUAUAGGACUGCUUCAGAGAUCGUGCUGAAGAGAACAAUUUUUUCCUUCAACCUACUCUCAUUGCUUUUAGCUGAAAUUGAACACACAAACUACAAACUGUAGGUGUAAAGGUGCGACUGUAUAACUUACUUAUACAGUUCUGACAGAAAUUAAUUUGGGGUUAUCUUAGUAUAUUUUGUAUACAUAACCAAUAACAGAUACUGGUUGAUCCCAUCAGUUUCCAAGUGCAAAGGCCUGAGAAUCGCACAGCCACAAUACUCUAUAUCUAGUCGGUUUUAAACAGCUUAGCAACAUUGUGUACAGUUAUUACUGAUAGGGAACUCACAGAAUAUUAUAUAUUUUUCCAUGUUAUCCCUUCUAUAAGCUUGCCUUGUAAAACACCACGUUUAUCAUCAAAUUUGUGUUUCGCCUCUCCGUUAGUGUAAAUAGUUUUCUAAUAAAAAAUUACAAUCGGCUAAAAUUUCUUGUGAUGAGCUUUUGCUUGGUCUUAAGAUUAAUUUUUAAAUAUACUUCCGCAAUUUUACAUGAGAAAGGCCUAAUGGUACAUGGUAUGCCUAAAAUUAUUACCUACGAAUGAAUCAUCAGUAUCUUUCAAGUUAAGAAAAAGACAGAUUAUACUACAAGGCUGAUUUAUAAGUCCUAUAGCUUUUGAGUUAUUGAUUUUAUCGUUUUUACAAGAUUUUUAUUUAUUGACAGAUUAUUUGCAUGAUAGUUUUUUUUUUAUUUUGACUCGGUUAUUUUCAGUUUUAUGGUAUAAGAUACUAUGUGCAAUAAUUUAUGAUUUAAUUUUUGUACUUUUUUUACUUGUGCAAUAUAAAGAGUAUUUUAAAGAUCGAUGUAUUAAGUCAGUAAAUUAUAUUAAUCAACCCCACAAAGCUCUGAAUUAAUUGUGAUGCAAUCAUUAUGUUCUAUUGUUAAGUACCUUUUUAUAUGGUAUAAAUAUUAAACUCGUUUAAAUAACUUAACUAAUACUAAAGAAAAAGUUAGACCUAAUUCCAAAUUUUUAGUUAGUUUUUUUAACCAUUAACUUGGGGUGUUUUAAUAAAAGACCUCAGUUUAAGAUUAGUUAUUUAGGUUUGAAAGGAAGAUUAUUGUAAAAUAGUUUACAUUCAAUAUUUUUUUAAGUUAGGGCUGGCACUAUUUAUAAACUAAACCAAAUCUUUGUCUCAAUGUACUUGAUUUUUAAAUGUAUAGAUACACAAUAACAUUUUAUUGGAUGUCAUGUAAUAUGUAAUGAAGACAUCAGUACAUAUUAAUGAACUCUGGAAGUUUUCAUUGAUCACUAAUAUACCGUAAUCUUUAUAGUAAUAUAGUUUUUCACUGUGUACAUUUUAACAUUCAGAAUGAAGUAUGCAUUAUUAAAGAAAAAAUAAUAAUUUGAAUUAACCCCCUUUUUAUUUUUUGUAUUUUGAAGCCUCGGACCCUAAUCCCUUCCUUUCAAACUUAAACACUUUAAUUGUAAGAAUUAUUUUUGUCAGCCACAAGGCUAAUUAAUUAAAUAAGUAAAUCAAUUACUCUAAGACUUAAAUUUAGUUGUAACAAUAUUUGGUUGUGUUGGUUAAAAUGUUUUUAAGUCAUGAUGCAUUUUGUAUUAAAUCAUAAUACUCUUUCGUUUAGUCGAACCUUUAGUGUUAUUGUUCCAAAAUAGUUUGUUAUUUGCAAUUGUUUAAUUGAUGCUUUAAUAAUAUUAAUUACAAUUCUGAUUAUGAUGAAAUUGCCAUAAUGGUGAUACUGUAUAUUAAAGUUUACAAACAAAUUUUGAAACAAAUGCAUGGACAGGUUCAUUAUGAAAAACCAUAUUUUAUUGAUAAAGGUUUUUUUUGUAGAAAUUUUUGUUUUGUUUAGUUUCAAAGGAAACUAAUCAUUUCAAAGUGAUAAGGGGUUUAAUUUUAGUAUUUGCCAGUUUUAACUUUGUAAUUAAAGUAUUUCAUUUGUUUUAUUUCAUUUUACCAAACAGUAUUUAAAUUAUAUUUGAACACAGAGUCAACUAAAGGGUGAAAUUAGUUAAGUUGACAUAUUUCACCAUUACCACUAUGAUUUUAGAAAUUGCUGUGUAAUUUAAUUGUUAACAUUUUAUAUUUUUAUCAGGUCCAACCUGUAUUUCAAUGAAAGUCAAUCAUUUUACAGUAUUAUGUAGGGAGAAUGAGAGUGAGAAAGAGAGAAAAUUAUUAAUGUUUUAUUUAUUCAAAAUACAUUUUGUAUUUUAUAUUUACAUACAGAGAUUAUUUUAUAAGUAUUUAUAUUGUUUAUUUAGACUUGUACUCUAAUUAUUGUAAUUGAGAUUAUAGUUUCAAUUGUGAAGUUUUCAAAAAACUUUCUGUAAGCUUUGUUAUUUUUGUUUUAUUUACCAAAUAGGUUUAUCAAAGUAAUAAUACUUUUUUCUACUGCUCAUAUGUACACAUUUUUUUGUGUAUAAUAAAUCCUUGUGUUGUGAAUUAUAUAAAAGUGGCACGAAGUACUUAAUAUUUAUGUUAUUUACCACAAAAAUAAGUUGACAUGAAAAGUAAGUUACUAGCGUAAUUCUUUUUUACUUUUUUGUAUGACUGUGAGUCGUUUGAUGUUAAUGUUCACAUUUUGCAAAAUUAAAAGCAUUUGCACAUAACUCACUAAUAUAUUUUAUUAAGUAGCUAUAAGUUUUGUAAGUAUGCUUAACUUAAUUAACCAGAUAAGAAAUUACAACAGACGACUGGUUUGACCGUCGGUUGUAAGCAAAGUUUUCAAUUGAAAUGACAAUAUAACUUUCCCUCACAAAUCGUAAAACAUUCCAUUUGUUCACAUUCCUAAGAGAUGUGAUACCGUGCCAUUCCGUUGCACUUAGGCUCUUUAGGUUGUUGAAUCACUACAAGAUAUCGUACCUAGACUAGCUUUAAAUGUGCUCUGUAAAUAUUAGAUACACUUUAAACCUGUAUAUAUUAUAAAUUAUUGUGUUGAAGCAAUUUUUUUUUAAAGACUUGUAAAAUUUAUAUUUUGAUUUUGAUUAAAAUCAAACGUAUUCAUAGAUUUGUGGUGGUUCUGAAAACGAUUUAGGUUUAUUAUAUUCAUUGGAAAUAAACCGCUCAUAAGUA